AUGGCUUCAAAGGUGUCAUGUUUAUACAUCUUGACAGUAGUUUGUUGGGCAAGCGCUCUUUGGUAUUUAAGUAUAACUCGUCCUACUUCUUCCUACACGGGCCACAGACAGGUCAGCAGCAUAUCCAUAGCCAGAAAAAAUGUUUCCUUUGGCAACAUAAGAACUCGACCUAUAAAUCCCCAUUCCUUUGACUUCCUUAUCAAUGAACCCAACAAAUGUGAGAAGAGUGCCCCAUUUUUGGUCAUUCUUAUCAGUACAACUCAUAAAGAGUUUGAUGCAAGGCAAGCCAUUCGAGAAACGUGGGGAGAUGAAAACAACUUCAAAGGAAUUAAAAUCGCCACACUAUUUCUCCUUGGAAAAAAUGCAGAUCCUGUGUUAAAUCAAAUGGUAGAGCAAGAAAGCCAAAUUUUUCAUGACAUUAUUGUGGAAGAUUUUAUCGACUCUUACCAUAACCUCACUCUGAAAACACUGAUGGGGAUGAGGUGGGUAGCAACAUUUUGUUCAAAAGCAAAGUAUGUUAUGAAGACAGACAGUGAUAUUUUUGUAAAUAUGGACAACCUUAUUUAUAAGCUGCUCAAACCUAACACCAAGCCAAGGAGAAGGUACUUCACAGGUUAUGUUAUAAACGGAGGACCAAUAAGAGAUGUUCGCAGUAAGUGGUACAUGCCCAGAGAUUUGUACCCCGACAGCAACUACCCACCCUUCUGUUCAGGCACCGGCUACAUUUUUUCAGCUGAUGUAGCAGAACUGAUUUACAAAACCUCCCUUCAUACCAGACUUCUUCAUCUUGAAGAUGUGUACGUUGGACUCUGCCUUCGGAAGCUGGGCAUUCACCCCUUCCAAAACAGUGGCUUCAAUCACUGGAAAAUGGCCUACAGCUUGUGCAGGUACCGCAGGGUGAUCACAGUGCACCAGAUAACGCCAGAAGAAAUGCACAGGAUUUGGAAUGACAUGUCCAGCAAGAAACAUCUUAGAUGUUAA
Messenger RNA from Cinclus cinclus, 981 nucleotides. RefSeq names its product beta-1,3-galactosyltransferase 1 (gene B3GALT1). Gene Ontology annotation, cellular component: membrane. The record is from RefSeq and is a predicted model, not a curated record. The coding region runs from base 1 to 981 and encodes 326 amino acids. Gene Ontology annotation, molecular function: N-acetyl-beta-D-glucosaminide beta-(1,3)-galactosyltransferase activity. The transcript has a single exon. Lineage: Eukaryota; Metazoa; Chordata; Aves; Passeriformes; Cinclidae.